AUACAGCUGACAUCAUAAAAAAUGCCAAGUGGCCAAAAGAAUAAUUUGUUUUUAAUUGUAGUUCAUUUUUAUUAGAAAAUUAAUGAAAUUUUCUUUGUAGAAGAAAAUGCUGGAACAUAAUCUCAACAACUCCUUGGAGGCAAAAGGGGAGAAAUUGUGUUUCGACAAGAAUGAAUUUCUUAAGGCCAAUUUUUCUGUGGAUGAAUUCUUGCACAAAAAUCGUAAUGUUUCCAGCCUGGAGCUUUUAAGAGACAAUUUGGGACUCUAUCUCAAAAGCUUGAGGGCUUCUAUGAUCGAUCUUAUUAAUGAAGACUAUGCUGACUUUGUUAGCCUCUCAGCAAAUCUGGUGGGUCUGCAUCAAUCGAUUGAUACUAUACAAAAUCCCUUGGAAAGAUUUCGAGAUGAAAUAGCUGGUAUUCAGAAUAUGAUUGAUGAGAAUAUAAAUGAAAUUAACGCUAAGUUGGAAACCAAACGUCAGUUAAGAGAAUUGAAACGUAAUUUACAAAGUUUAAAAAAAGUCUAUGAGAGUAGCCAAAAAUUAGAAGAUUUGCUGGCAAAUCAAUUGAGUGGAAAUCAAAUAAAAUCUGUUGACUUGGAAAGAGCCGCCUUAGAGCUGGUGCAAUUGAAAUUUAAUGAAAAGUUUUGCUUGGAAUAUUUAAAUGGGGAACAAUUGAACAACAUUCGCAAGUUGGAAAGUUCUGUUCAUCAAAAACUACGUUUACUUUUUAAUGAGUCCUUAAAGUCCGCUAGUUCUACUUCUACUGAGCCCUUAGAACGCUGUCUACGCAUUUAUAUAACACUUGAUGCUUGUUCAGUAGCCGAAACGGCUUUCAAAGAAGAUGUGGUGGCUCCCUUUAUGACAGAUAUUAUUAGUGAACAUAGUUUGCAACAAACGCCACAAGGCUUGGCUGGUAUAUAUAGUAAAGUUUUGAAUUUUAUUUCGCUACAUAUGACUGAUUUGUUGCGUUUAACUCAGUACACGGAUAAAUUGAGAGGAUUUAAUUUUUUGAUCUAUAGUUUUUGGUCUGAUGUUGAAAUGCGUUUGGAAACUCAUAUGUCUUCGAUAUUUGCACCUGGAAAUUCUGAAGUAUUUUAUGCAAAAUACAAAUGUACCCGAGAUUUUCUUAAUAAAAUUGAGGAAAUUCUGGUGGCUGAAGAAACUAUCAAUGCCUUCCGGCAACAUAAGCAGACAAAAAGUUUUCAAGCCAGAUGGAAUUUACCGGUAUAUUUUCAGAUAUGUUUUCAGGAAAUCGCUGGACAAUUUGAAUCCGUUUUGGAGCCUAUACUUUCUGAAGAUAGUUUAAACAAUUCCCCAGAACAUUACGAACUUAAACCUUUUACACGAGCCCAACAGGCCAUUACACGUUGUUGGUCCGAAGGUGUUUAUUUGCCUGAGGUUUUCCCGAAAUUCUAUAAGUUACACAUACAAAUUAUUUUACGAUUAUCACAUUGGAUUAAUGACGCCUUAAAUGUUAUCAACUCUAAGAAUGGUUUAAACACUAUGCAGAACAAGAAAACGAACUUACUAGUGGCGUUACAUUCGGAUAUACAUAAAUUAAUUGCGAUUUUGCCACAACAACAGGAAUUGGUUAUAAAAAGUUUAAGUGUCUCUUCUGCAGUCCAGCAAAAAGUGCAACAAAUGUUAAUGGUUAAAGACUCGAUAGCAAAAUCCUUCGAUGAUUUAAACGACGAUUUAAGCAAACAUUUAAAUGCCAUACAACAAGCACUAAUAGAUAGCUUGAUAUUGGGAUGUGGUCCUGAAAAUGUCAAACAGGUCAAUGACUUGCCACGUUUAUAUCGUAAAACUAAUCGUGAUGUACCCACCCGCUGUUCGGCUUAUGUGGAACAAAUGUUAAAGCCUUUGAAAUCAUUUAGCGAGGAGUAUGAAGAAAAGUUAACAAAAGAGGUUGUUAAGAAAGUGUUGGCCAGUGUUUUAAAUAAAAUAACUAAAGAUUAUCUAUUGGCGGUCAAUGAAGUUUUAACUUCUGUGCAAAAAACAGAGGAAUCCUUAAGACGUUUGAGAAACCUUAAGGGAGGUGGAGGUUCUUCUACGGCUUUGGUAAAUCAAUCUGGUUCAUCAACCGCCAUGUCUGAUGAUGAUAAAAUACGCUUACAACUGCGAGUUGAUGUCUCAUCAUGGACUAAUGAAUUAUCGAAACUUGACUUUAUGCCCAGCGAUGUAGAAAAAUUACUUGAAUUGAAUUCUACAGUUGAAGAAAGUAUUAAAGGCAAAUAAAUUAGUUUAUAAGAGUAGUGUUAUGUUUUUUUGAUUUGCAAUAUGUAUUUUUUAUUAUAAUAUAUGCCCAAUAACGACUACAUCUUAUUAUAACAAUGCACACUUUAAAAUCCUAUUGUUUUUUGAAAAUGGGGAUGGAAUUUACUUAACUGGCUGUCUAUGUAAAGUUUGUAUUCAAUUUUGUUAUAUAGUUUAAUAAAAUCGGUUCUAACCACAAUACAAA
Messenger RNA from Lucilia sericata (common green bottle fly), 2459 nucleotides. It is a transcript of the gene Cog2, whose product is annotated as conserved oligomeric Golgi complex subunit 2. The transcript has 4 exons. Lineage: Eukaryota; Metazoa; Arthropoda; Insecta; Diptera; Calliphoridae. Gene Ontology annotation, cellular component: membrane; COG complex. Gene Ontology annotation, biological process: Golgi organization; intra-Golgi vesicle-mediated transport; protein transport. The record is from RefSeq and is a predicted model, not a curated record. Bases 107 to 2236 code for a protein of 709 amino acids.